AUGCCGAUAGAUCCCGUAAUUUUGAAUGUGUUUGAUAUCAAGGCCAUACCAAGCAAUUGUUACACAUUUAACGGCUUAAAAGGAAAGAGGACUGGCUCUAUGAAAAUCAAUAUAAAGUCUAAAGUUUUUGUAAGAUUGAAGUCUGAAAGGGGUUCAGCUAAUCGAUUUUAUACAGGAUCACCGUUUGCUCUACAAGUAUGCCUCCAUUCCCCAUACGGCAUACUCAAUCCUUUUUACAAUGGAUUUGCUGUUAAGCCUGGUUACAAUUAUCUAGUUUUCCCCUCAAAGGAAGUUAAUGAACGGCUUCCCCCACCCUAUGCAAGUAUGUGCUACAAUUACACCCAAAUGUGGGAAACGCGCUCUGGUUUUGGACCACUUUCAAAAAGACUAUGCACAGAAGAAUGUCAUUUAAAUGAAUCAUUGGAGCACUUUGAAUGUGUGGAUCCUUAUUUUAUCCGGUACCCUAACAUGGCACCUAUUUGUCCAACUAAACAGGAAAGGGAUAUAUAUUCGGAAUGCAAGGAAUUAUGUCCUACAACUUGUAACUCAGAAGAAAUUUCGGUAGAUGUGCAAGAGUUACCUCUUCCCAGAUAUGAGAAUGCAAAAACGAGAGAUGAAUUUUCCAGAACUGCAAUAUCAUUUAGUUUCAACAGGAUGAUACUUGUCAGAUAUAAAUACUCUCCAAAAUAUGAGAGUGUGGCUCUAUUUUCUUACAUUGGAGGAUAUUUAGGUUUAUGGCUAGGAAUAUCUUUGGUUGCUAUUUGUGAUAUCAUAGAAACAACGCUCCUGAUUGGACAAUGGAUAAUUGAAAAACUUAAACGUCAUAAACGAAUUAAAAGCAAAGUUCAUGCCCAAAAUUCAAUGUUUGAGCCUCCGGAAAAAUUUAGUAAACAUCAAAACGAAAUGUGGAUUUUAUAA
This is a messenger RNA of Parasteatoda tepidariorum (common house spider), 918 nucleotides long. Lineage: Eukaryota; Metazoa; Arthropoda; Arachnida; Araneae; Theridiidae. The record is from RefSeq and is a predicted model, not a curated record.